AUGACAGGUACAUAUGGAGAGCACGUCACCCACGAGGAAAUUAGCGAAGAGUAUUCUCUUGCCUUUCAAUUUGCCACCUUUUUACUUCUGCUCAUGAUCGCCAUCAUCCUUUGCAACCAUGUGACGUACAAGCUUCAUUGGCAUUAUCUCCCAGAGGCUGCUGCGACCAUUGGUGUUGGGAUCCUAGCCAGCAUCUUUUGCAUGCUUAUGAACUCGAGUACGAUCGCAGUGAAACUCAUGGACUUUGAUCCCAACUUUUUUUUUGUUGGACUGUUGCCCCCAAUCAUCUUUAAUUCAGGCUAUACUAUGAAACGCCGUUACUUUUUUGAAAACAUCACACCAAUUCUCGUUUUUUCGAUCGUUGGUACGCUCGUCAUGAGCGUAGUCACGGGCAUAAGCAUUUAUACUGUUGGCCGCUUUGGCUGGGUCUUACGACUCUCAAUGGCAGAGGCCUUAACCUUUGGCUCUCUUAUCUCCGCUACAGACGCCGUCUCAAUUCUAGCUGUAUUUCAAGAACUUCACGUUGAUCCGACACUAUUUUACUUGGUAUUUGGGGAGAGUUCGCUCAACGAUGCGGUAGCCAUCUGCCUUUUUGAGACGUUUGCUCGUUUCAUUGGGCAUUCGUACGAAUUUCAGCCCAUGUUGUAUGCCAUAUUUGAGUUUGGAUUGGUGCUCACAGGCUCUACAAUGGUUGGUGUUAUUUUCGGCAUGAUUCCGGCAUUGCUUUUCAAAUAUGGAAACUUGCGCAGUAACUUAUUGCACGAAGUAGGCGUCUUUGUCAUGUUCGCGUACCUCCCAUUUGUUGUGUCUCAAGUCUUAGGAAUGUCAGGGGUCGUGUCGGUCAUAUUCGCUGGUGUCUCGAUGAAGCACUAUGCAUCGCCAAAUUUGACCCCGGAAGCUCGCGAUGUAUGCGCGGGACUUUUCAACACGCUUUCUCACAUGGCUGAGACGUCAGUGUUUUUGAAUCUGGGGCUGUCAGCGUUCGGCUUAACGGAAUAUUAUCGAUUUUGGCUUAUCUUUUGGAUGGCAACUUUCUGCUUGUUUUCUCGCUUCUGUGCUGUAUACCCACUUUCCUACCUAUUAAAUCUGCGCAAAAAUGCCGCGAAGAUAACACUGAAUCAGCAGCAUGUGAUCUGGUACGGUGGGAUGCGCGGUGCUGUAGCUUUUGCAUUAUCCAAGUCGUUUCCAGGCGAAAAACGUCCUGAAAUUGUUGCUACUACACUAAUUGUUGUGCUCUUAUCAAUCAUCAUCAUGGGCGGUGGUACUGUUGCAGUGCUUGAUAAGUGUCGCAUUCCACGAUUGACGGCCGAGGAAGAGGCAGCGUUAGACAAAACAGUGAAGCCUCAUCGGCAUAUGCGAGCGCUGCAAUUUGACAACAAAUAUCUCAUUCCAUUGCUUACAAAUUUGUGUCAAUACGGCGACAAUUCUAGUCCGCGCAAAAAAGGCUUUGGUCAGGAUAGUAACACCAGCAAUGUGGAUACCGCUGACGAGCACGAAACGGCUGAAGUUGGCGGAGAGCAUAAAAUAACCUAUAGGAAAACGCAGAAUAUGAGAAUAGGAACAUAA
This is a messenger RNA of Plasmopara halstedii, 1566 nucleotides long. Its product is annotated as sodium hydrogen exchanger 3. Gene Ontology annotation, cellular component: membrane. Gene Ontology annotation, molecular function: sodium:proton antiporter activity. Gene Ontology annotation, biological process: regulation of pH; sodium ion transport; proton transmembrane transport. Lineage: Eukaryota; Oomycota; Peronosporomycetes; Peronosporales; Peronosporaceae. The transcript has 6 exons. The record is from RefSeq and is a predicted model, not a curated record. The coding region runs from base 1 to 1566 and encodes 521 amino acids.